AUGCAAUUCGUCAAAUCCUCCGUCUACCAGGCGGAGAUCACAGAGGGGGGUGUGCGCGAGCGCGAAGUGGACACGCGCUCGAGGGAGGAGGUUGAGCUCCAGGAGAGGCUCAGAAAGCUCCCUGAAUUUAGCCGCGAUCCCAACUUUAAAAGCUACGCGGAACAAGUCUUGGAGGGACUGCCGCCGACAACACCGGAGCCUCCACCGCCUACAGAAGGAAAGCCGAACCCAAACCUUCCUCACUCUGUGACAGAGGAAGAGUUCGAGUUUUAUGAGGCUCUGCGGGCGCAAGACCGCCGCAAGAAACUGGCAAGGCAGAAGGAGGAAGAUGAGAUGCGAGAUGAGUUUCACAGGGCGAGAGAAGCCUCUCUCAGGCUUUCUGUUAGCUCUGUCGCUUCGUCGAAUCGGGACCGCCGCAGCGCGGAGUCUGACACGAGCCAAACCUCCCUGGGGAAGGCUUCCCCGUUUUCAGUUUUGGCAGCGCAAAAGUACAGGUCAAAAAUAAGUUCUCCUUUCGGAGAGGGAUGCAUUUUCGACGUGACAACGAUAGCAUUCAAAGAGAAACAGAAGAAGCGCGCUCUCGACGCCCGCCCGUCGUUAAACUUGAUUAUAAAAAAGCCUAAAACCAACGCAGCAGAGGGCACUGUCUCAAACGAGGCUGAGGGUUCAGCAACUGAGGAUGCGAAGAAAGAUGGAGACAACGCAGCUGACGGAGGCACAUCGAAAAGUGAAGACAAACAGGAUGGGGCAAAGGCAGCUGCCGAUGAGGAAAAGGGGGAUGUCUUCGCGUCACUUUGCGAGGCGUACGGCGAUAGCGAUGAUUCUGGUUGA
This is a messenger RNA of Eimeria necatrix, 831 nucleotides long. RefSeq lists its product as hypothetical. The record is from RefSeq and is a predicted model, not a curated record. The transcript has 5 exons. The coding region runs from base 1 to 831 and encodes 276 amino acids. NCBI's taxonomy places the organism in Eukaryota, Apicomplexa, Conoidasida, Eucoccidiorida, Eimeriidae.